GAGGAGAGGAGAGGAGGAGGAGGAGAGGAGGAGGCGGGAGAGCACCGCGCUCCUGGUCCGCCCCUGAGUUCAAGCACGAGCCAUUUAGCGGUACGAGCUGGGCCAGCUGUAGAGCGCGCGGGCGCGUGUACGUGCCCCCCUAGCUUCUCCUGCCCCCACGCGGAGAAAACCAUUACCAAAUACAGAGCCCGAGCGCACGCGGAGCGAUGGCAGCAGCAGCAGAUCUGGAUUGUGUUUACGACGCACAGCACGAGAACGGCACAACCUCGGGAGAAACGGACACCGCGCGCACCCGAUCUUUAAACGCACAGUACUUUGCGCGCUGCUAGUGAAGCCGCGAGGCUGCUCGCUACAUCAGCCCGUCUGACGGCUCCGUCCUUCGGCGAGGAUCAGCGCGCUCUCUCGCUCGGUUCAGCGUUGUUUUGGAGCGCAGCUGCGAGGAGAGCACAUCCAGCCGCGAGGAGAGCACAUCCAGCCGCGAGGAAAGCACAUCCAGCCGCGAGGAGAGCACAUCCAGCCGCGAGGAGAGCACAUCCAGGCGCGAUCACACAUGAGGAGCUCGAGCAAACCAUCUAGCAUCAAAAGAUCCCGUAUGCGCCGCUGAUUCUGGGAUCUAGAACGGUCCCCGUGCCCAUCCAGCGGCGCUGCGUGCACAUAGAGGGGGGAACCCGUGAGCAUCCCUCCAUCCCUCCAUCCCACCCAGUCUACCCUCUCUCUCUCUCUCUCUCUCUCUCUCUCUCUCUCUCUCUCUCGCUCUCUCUCUCUAUCUAUCUCUCUCUUCAUGCCAGAGCUCUAGAGGGGGGUCUCACCUAGUCUAGGGAGCAGGAGGGAGGAGGGAGGCUGUUCGUGGCCGCGGUAGACGCACCCUCCGCGGGGUGAGGCUGGGCUGAAGCGCCGCUGGGUCUUAGGAUGCUGCGGGAGUAGAGCGGCUCAGAGCGGAAGAUGGGGAAGGACCAGGAACUGCUGCAGGCGGUGAAGACCGAGGACCUGCUCACCGUGCAGAAGCUGCUGCAAAGGCCCCGGCCAGGGAAAGCAAAGCUCCUCGGUUCUGCAAAGAAAGUGAAUGUCAACUUCCAGGAUACAGAUGGGUUUUCUCCGCUGCAUCAUGCGGCGCUCAAUGGGAACCUGGAGCUCAUCACACUGCUGCUGGAGUCACAGGCUGCUGUCGACAUCAGAGACCAGAAAGGUAUGCGGCCGCUGCACUACGCAGCCUGGCAGGGGAAGGCGGAGCCUAUGAAGAUGCUGCUGAAAUCUGGUUCAUCUGUCAAUGGCCAAUCAGAUGAAGGACAGAUUCCUCUCCACCUGGCAGCGCAACACGGCCACUACGACGUGUCGGAGAUGCUGCUGCAGCACCAGUCCAACCCGUGUAUUGUGGACAACGCAGGGAAAACACCUCUGGACCUGGCCUGUGAGUUCGGCAGAGUUGGGGUGGUCCAGUUGUUGCUGUCCAGUAACAUGUGUGCUGCUUUGCUGGAGCCCAAAAAAGGAGACACUACCGACCCCAACGGGACGUCUCCUCUCCACCUGGCCGCCAAGAACGGACACAUAGACAUCAUCAGACUGUUGAUCCAGGCAGGCAUCGACAUCAACAGACAGACCAAAGCGGGCACUGCCCUGCAUGAAGCUGCCCUGUGUGGGAAGACCGAGGCAGUGAGACUCCUGCUGGAAAGUGGCAUCAAUGCCACAGUGAGAAACACCUACAGCCAAACUGCUCUCGACAUCGUUUACCAGUUCACUGCAACACAAGCCAGCCGAGAGAUCAAACAACUGCUGAGGGAUGCGUCAGCGGCCCUUCAGGUUCGGGCUCUGAAGGAUUACUGCAACAACUACGACCUGACCAGCCUCAACAUCAAAGCAGGAGACGUCAUUACGGUUCUGGAGCAGCACCCUGACGGACGCUGGAAAGGCUGUAUCCACGACAACCGAACAGGAAAUGACCGAGUGGGCUACUUCCCUUCUACCAUGGUGGAGGUCAUCAGCAAGCGCACAGGUUUGGCCAGCACAGUCAUUUGCACUCAACAGUUUCAAAAGAUACCGCUGGUUCCUCCGGCGACGGUUGCCCCUGCCAACGCGGUAGUCAACGGCAACGACACCACGUUCCAUCAGAUCCAUAUCCUGCCUCCACCGCCUCCUCCUCCACCACAUUCCCAUCAGCCACUGCUUCCACUUUUCACUUCCUUUGGCUAUAACAAGUCGCCCGUGACAACCCCACAGGGAGACACGCCCACUGCCCCAGGUUGUCGCGGCUCAGAGGCAAGUCCUCACAGCUCUCCCACCACGUCCAGCGGGCCCCAUGGAGGCUCCAACGAAGAGAUCUGGGUACUGCGCAAGCCCGUGGCAGGUGGCGACCGCAGCAGUGUUGGUAGUUCUGGCAGUGUGACCAGUGUGAGGUCAUCGGGCAGCGGUCAGAGUGCCGGCAGUGCCGGACACAUCCUCCAUGCACAGGCUGAGGGGGUUAAGCUCCUAGCCACAGUCUUGUCCCAGUCUGCCAAAGCCAAGGAGCAUCUACUUGAGCAGUCCAAGUCUGUGGACCAGCCUGCAGCAGGCUCCGCCAGCUCCUCUCGGACAUCGAGCCAAUCGGGCUGUCCACUCCACGAAGCGCCGCCUUACGAUGCCACGGCAACCAGGAAGGGGGAAGGGCAAGGCGAGGGGAAGAGCUCAGAGGCCGUUGUCCAAUGGCUGAGCGACUUUCAGCUCCAGGUCUACGCUCCAAACUUCCUGGGCGCUGGGUAUGACUUGCCCACCAUUAGCGGAAUGACCCCAGAGGAUCUGACAGCUAUUGGAAUAACUAAACCAGGUCACAGAAAGAAGAUGACAUCUGAGAUUAACAAACUAGGUGUCACUGAGUGGCUGCCUGAGCAGAAACCUGCCAGUCUAGGAGAGUGGCUGUCUGCGAUUGGUCUAAACCAGUACCACCAGGUGUUGGUGCAGAACGGUUACGAGAAUAUCGAGUUCAUCACUGACAUCACCUGGGAGGACCUGCAGGAAAUAGGCAUCAUCAAACUGGGCCACCAGAAGAAGCUGAUGCUGGCGGUGAAGCGACUGGCUGAAAUGCAGCGCAGUUUAGAUGGGCGGGGCUCCCUCAGAAAGAAGCCCCCGCCAAUCACACAGCAGCAGGACGUCAUGUCAAUGGACAGCCCACCUCCAGAUGAGGUCAUGUCUCCAAAGAUGAGCACUUUCCAGGACAGCGAGUUGAGCACCGAGCUACAGAGUGCCAUGACGCAGCCGGGUCAGGAGGUCAAAGCUCAGCGAACACGCAGCAAAGACCAUGAUGAGGUGAUGACAGGAGGAGGAGGAGGAGGAGGAGGAGGAGGAGGUGGUGGUGCUGGGCCACCUAAGAAGGAGGCGCGGACUAUGAGGCAGCAGAGCAGCCAGGGAAGCACCUCCUCUCACAGAGGCAGUGUCUCCUCUCAAGGCAAACACCGUCACUCCCACUCCCAUUCCCAGCCUGCGCCUCCCUACACGCCCCCUCACACCCCUACCAAGACUAGAAACUCAUCUUCCUCCUCCGCCUCCUCCGUCCAGAGCACAGCUUCCCCGCAGGCCAAACACAAGCCGUCCCCCCAGUUCAUUCAGGGGGAGAGACCUCAGUCGCCGCGCUCCCAGCCCCCUCAGUCUCCAACCCAACGUGGGCCUCCGUGUAACCAGCUUCCGCCCCAGCAACAACAGCAGCCUCAAGUCCAGCCGCAGCACCAGGCGCACCCUCAGCACCCUCAGCACCAUCCACAGGCGCAGGUGAUGGAGGUUAGGGAGAACCAACAACAACAGGUCCCACUCCUCUGCCUCCCACCAGAGGCUGAGCUGGCUGAGGGAGAAGGAGAGGAGUCGCUCCAGAAGAAACGCGCCCACAGCCUCAACCGACACGCCGUCUCAGAUGGUGAGUGUGACGAGAGGGCAGGAGGAGGUGGAGGGCGAGAGGGAGGAGGAGAGGGAGAAGCAGAGGUGUCGGGAGGUCAGGGCUCUGCCGUCGUCAGAGGGGAUGGAGUUAAAUACGCCACAGUGACCCAUCGCGUCAGCCGCAGCCACUCUGUACGCAACCAGGACAAGAGCGCCAACCGCAACCAGACGCUUGCUUUGCGUCAGAAGAAGAAAGGUCCACCCCCACCGCCGCCCAAACGCUCCAGCUCGGCCAUCUCCACCUCCAACUCCAACCUGACAGAAGCCAACGCACAGCCCUCCACGCACACCACCACGGGGGGGAUGCUGGACGUGCCUUACCACCAACAGCGCCGGGCCAGCGACCUGGGGGUGUCUGUGGAGACAGUUGCUGUGGAGACAAGCAGCGUGGGCAGUGUGAGGAGCAUCGCCGCCAUGUUGGAAAUGUCUUCCAUAGGAGGUGGAGCCAAAGGCAUGGCACUACAGAAGAACUUCCUGCAGGUGGGGAAAACACGUGAUGCCAUUGGACUGGAUGGUGAAGUGGUGAACCGACGGCGGACCAUCAGUGGCCCAGUCACUGAGCUAGUGGCGGCUGCCAGGCGUGAACAACCAACUCCCUCUCAUUUCCCCUCUCCCUCUGUCCAGCCUGAUACCUCCCCUCCCCCGGUAAAUUCCUCCUCCCCCAACCCUCCGUCCUCCUCCCACCCCAGCUCCGGAGGCAGUGGCAGUUCAUCAGAGAACCUGCCAUUUGCAGAUGAGGGAAGCCUGACCAUCCGCCGCCAGGGUCGAGGAGAAGGAGAAGGACAGUGUGUAUUUUGUGUUUGUCUGCAGGGUGACGGCGAGGGUCCCCAGGGAGACGGGGGUUACACGCAGGAGGACAUCUCCAGGGUCGAGGCCACCACGACCUUAAAGCGACGGCCCCGCAGCUCCAAGCCCCACCCCAACGGCUCCGACUUCACCCUCCAGGAGUCGUCCACCGUCAAACGGCGGCCCAAGAGCCGCGACAAGGAGCCCGAGGGGUACGCAGACCUGGCCGCUAAUGGAGAGCCUGUGGGGGCCGGGCAGCUGAACACCACGCAGCCGGUACCCUACCAGAACGGCACGGCCACGGUGAAACGCCACCCGAUGUCUGAUACCGGAGUGACAGAGCAGCCCCAACCGCAACCUCAACCUCAGCCACAAGUGACUGCUGCGCUCCGCAGGGACAGUCUGGACCAAGGAGUUCCAGUUGCCAAUGAAGGAGGUCCCGUGAGAAAACCAAAGCCUCCAGUCUCCCCGAAGCCUGUUGUGGCACAGAUAAAGAGACAGGGAGGACCACAGACACCCCCACAGCCUGUCUCCAACAAGAGAGUCCCCCUGCCUGGCCCUGGGACGCCUGGAAGCCCAGUGGAAGGAAAGAAGGUCCCUCCACCUGUCUCGCCUAAACCGGCACCCCCACCUACGGCACCCAAACCGGCUAAGCUCAUCCACUCCAUGACCAGCCCCCCCACCCCGAGCCCAGCCCCAACCCCUGGCCCGGUCAAGCAGCACCCCGCAGUGGCCCGACAGACCAGCUCACCCCCCUACUUCCCCCCUUCCAACAUCCCUAGCCCGCCAAACGCCAAGCCGCUGAGCUCAUCUCCCCAGAGCCCCCACACCCCCCAGACUCCUACUACACCACAGACGCCCCAGACUCCCGCCACUCCCAGCCCAACCCCGCCACCUGUCAAGCCCCCUCGCUCCUCCAUCGGGGGUGUGUCGGUGGACAGCGGGAUGGCGGGAGGCGGGGUCACGGCGCCGGCCGCUACUACGCCGGACUUCGCCGUGGAUUCAUUGGUGCAUCAGAAGCUGGAAGAGACAAGUGCGUCGCUGGCUGCGGCUUUGCAGGCCGUGGAGGAUAAGAUACUGCGGCAGGAGGACUCUGUGGAUGAGCAGAAGACCACGGUUAGCAUCCUCGACGACAUCGGCAGCAUGUUCGAUGACCUGGCCGACCAGCUGGACGCUAUGUUGGAGUAACCAUAGAAACCAGUCAGCGUGUCUCCACGGCAACGCUUGCAUCAGGAGUGACUCAGAUGGCACAACCGGCAAUAUGCCUCUCUCUCUCUCUCUCUCUCUCUCUCCCUCUCUUCAUCCUUCUCUCUCUCGUUGUGCUCGUCCCCUUCCCUCUCACUCUUCCUGUCGUCCAUCCGUCGCUGCUCUGGAAAUCCUCUUUUCUCCUCCUCCUCCUCUUCCUCUCAUCUCCUGUCGCUGACGAUGAAAACGGUGAUGGAGCAGCGGCACAGGCCCGGACAGACAUGUGGCAGAGAGAGUGUAAGAAUGAAGAAUGGAUAAAGAGAGAGACACUAAAAGAGAGAAAAAAGGACCAGAAACAACUGAAUCGGAGAGAAAAAAAAAAAAAAAUCACAAGC
Messenger RNA from Sebastes umbrosus (honeycomb rockfish), 6263 nucleotides. It is a transcript of the gene caskin1, whose product is annotated as CASK interacting protein 1. The record is from RefSeq and is a predicted model, not a curated record. Gene Ontology annotation, molecular function: protein binding. Lineage: Eukaryota; Metazoa; Chordata; Actinopteri; Perciformes; Sebastidae. Bases 943 to 5871 code for a protein of 1642 amino acids. The transcript has 24 exons.